AGCCACCCUGCGACCGCGAGGCGGAAGGCUUCCCCAAAUAAUCCCACCUCGCCCGGCCGUCGGUUUAACAAACGAACCCGCCGGUCGCCGCCGCGCGUGCGCCCCACGACGCCACCACCGCCCCGCCGGCCGGCCCGGCAUCGCCUCCCCUCCCUCCCGCCCUUUCCCCACCACAAAGUCAAAAUCCGGACGUGAAAUCCAACCCCGAGAGCUAGCCGAGAGCCACCGCCCGUCCCAUUUCUUCCCACGCGCGCGUGCACAGGAGCCGGCCGACGUGACGACCAGACGAACCGCGAGCGCGCGUCAACGAGGCCGGGCGCGGCGAUCGACGACCGACCGGGAUCAUGCCGCGCGGCCGCGGCUCCGGCGGCGAGGAGGUGGCGGACCUGUGGGCGAUGGCCGCCGAGCUGGAGCGGCAGUUCGCGGGGUACAGGCAGCGGCUCGCAGAGCGGGGCGGCACGGCGGCGCGCGAGCGCGACGACGACGCCGCUGCGGCCGCUUACGACGGUACGGGCGGUGUCGGCGGCGGCGGCGUGUACGAGGCCGCGGAGGCUGAUGAGGCGGGAGGCCGCGGCAGCAGCAGCGACGUGAGGGGGAGGAUGUACGAGGCGUACGUGCGGCGGAGGGACGAGCGGCUGCGGGAAGGGUGGCGCGCGCGCAUGGAACGCAAGGAGGCCGAGGUCAAGGCGCUCUGGGCGCAGCUCGAGCUCACCGGCCGCGCCGGCGCGGGCGCCGAAAGGGCGCCCGGGGGCGGCGGCGACCCGACGACGGACGGCGGCGCGGCCACCGGAGACGAGAGGAAAACUGAGCGGACCGACGACGACGACAAGAGAAGAAGCUCGGACACUGCUGUUGCGCCGAGGAGGAUCACCGGCAAGAAGCACGCGCGGACCAGGAGCUUCUCGUCCUCCAUCACCGCGAACAGUAACCGCUCCGACCCCGGGAGGCGGCGGGCGCUGUCGCAAGAACCGCCGCCGUCAGAGCCAGACGCCUCUGCGGAAGGCAGGAAAGAUAACCGAGUGCGCCCGGCCGGCGGUGCGGCGACAACCACGGCGACGGCGAGACCCAAGACGUCUUUACGUCGCAAGAACUCCGUCAAAGGACACGUCUCAGCGACGACGGCGGGGCCGAAGCUGCCGCGAUCUCUGCCCCGACGGGCCAGCUCCGGCGGCCUCGAGGCUCUCAGCAGAGAGGCUGCUCUGCCGAUAGCCGAGGCGGCUGCGCCCGUGCAGAGCAGCUCGAGCGAGUAUCCUGCCCAUGGCGAGACGCCGAAGGCUUCUCCACCGAGGCCGUUUCUCGUCAAGGAUGACAGUAGCGACGUCACCUCUGCAGCGAACGCGCGAGCCGCCUCGCCGGAGUCAGAGCGCGUCGAGGUGGUCGAAGCUGUGCCUGUGCCAGACGGCGAAUCUGAAGCGGAAAACGCUGACGUCGAGAAACUCUGCGAAGAGAAGGUCGACGCCUCAUCUGACAAGCUUGGCAGUCCCAACGGAGAGAUCACCAGUGACUCUGAGACCGAGCCGAGCUACGUCUACAUCAACAAGGACAACGCCGAGGAGCAAGCCAUGACGGUUCCUGAACCUUUGAAAUUGGCUUGUUCGGAUGCCGCGCUAGAUUCAGACAUGAGGACAAACAAAGAGAACGGCGAAGAGAUGCCGGCACCAGCCGACGCCACCGCCGCAGAAAUCGCGACGACGAAUGCCGACGAAGCACCGGCGAGGGAGAGCUCCGACGAGUCUUUGCUCUCUGUCAGGUCAGGACUGAGCGCGCGGCCAUCAUGCAGCUCUCGGGAUCGGUCCAUCGAGAGGCUGCUAGAAGCAGACGCCGUCCUUCUGCGGAAGAAGCGCGAGGAGCGCGCCGAGAAGAGCACGCCGAAGUCGCCGGGCAGCGCGAGCAGCAGGGUCUCCGGCGCGGCGCGGUCGCCGAGAGGUACAGUGAGGGGAUUCAAAAAGUUCCUGAGCUUCGGCAAGAAGAACAGAGGCAGGGAGGCCACCGUCAUCGACUGCACGUCGCCGUCGGUGCCCUCGCUGGCGGACGACGACAGCACGAGCGGAGGGUGGCAGUCCGUUGGUUCGAUCAAACCCAGGAUGGGCUCCUCGGAUGCUGCCUCUGAUGAUACUAACCAUGGCUACACGGUGUCUCUACGAGUUUCAGCAACUUGCUCUUUGCAAAGCCUUGUAGCUGCUUCUCCUGCAAAAUCUGAACUAGCUGAGAUAGUUCCACAAGAGAAAUCACCCAAAGCUCCAAGAUCAUUCUUCUCAUUUCGAUCGCUCAACUGUGGUAGGGGUUGAUUCAAGAUGUUGCCAGUGUAGCCGUUGUAAAUUUUAGAAAUAAAGGUUUUAAAAUUAGGUUGCUGUGUGAAAUCUUCUGUAUCUCACAUGCUGUUUCCUUGUCCGAUGCCGGUACGAGUUUGUGGAGUGAUCUGGGUGAUCGGCCAGAUGUAUAUAUUAAUAGUAGAUUUACUGUUGUUGUAUACAUCCAUCCAUCGUGCUCGUGCAUGAAAGGCUAGAGAUGGAGAAGUUCUGAAUCUUCUCCAGUUUUUUCUGGUGAUCUUAUCAUGGUUCAUGAAUUGUCGCAA
Panicum hallii is the source of this 2575-nucleotide messenger RNA. RefSeq lists its product as uncharacterized. Bases 345 to 2288 code for a protein of 647 amino acids. The record is from RefSeq and is a predicted model, not a curated record. NCBI's taxonomy places the organism in Eukaryota, Viridiplantae, Streptophyta, Magnoliopsida, Poales, Poaceae. The transcript has 4 exons.